Molecule: messenger RNA, 395 nt
Organism: Saprolegnia parasitica CBS 223.65
Lineage: Eukaryota; Oomycota; Saprolegniomycetes; Saprolegniales; Saprolegniaceae
Exons: 2
Coding region: 1-369 (122 amino acids)
Source: RefSeq, a predicted model, not a curated record
AUGCUCCACCGCAGCAACAACAUCAUGCUCAUGCAUGCCCAAAGCGAGCAGGCGGACGACUCGGACAGCGAGUACGAGUACGGGUUUGUACUCAACGACGAGUGGGCCGAGCACUUUGCGCGCAAGCAGACCGUGCGUCGAGCGGCCACAAAAGGCGCCCAGCCCAACCGGCGCAAGAAGGACCGACGCGCUUUACGAACCAAGACGCCGGAGCCAAGUCCGCUCCUCUACGAACUUAGCGUCGGUGCACUCGCACAGCGUACGUGGCAGCCCGAGAGCGCUCGCGUUCUUGCGUUGGAGCGCCAGAUGGAGCACGCGUUCACCGUGGCCUUUAGCAACCCGCUUGAUGUGUGCUUGUACAACUCGUAGUCAUUUAAAUGGAGCCCAAAAUCUAG